Molecule: messenger RNA, 600 nt
Organism: Filobasidium floriforme
Lineage: Eukaryota; Fungi; Basidiomycota; Tremellomycetes; Filobasidiales; Filobasidiaceae
Exons: 3
Coding region: 1-600 (199 amino acids)
Source: RefSeq, a predicted model, not a curated record
AUGCUUCUGGCUCAGUACCGCCUCUUGGGAGUCGUCUCUUUGCAGACUUGUUUCGGCAAGAUCAUCGGGGAUCAAACGCAAACAUGGAUGGACACUAGGGAUUUCCCUCUCACAUUUUCAUAUACUUUCAAGAUCUGGGAUCCAGAAGCAGCCAAUAAGGAACGCGAGAUCACGAUCGAUGUAGAAUACGACGCCAUUACCACGGCAGAGAGACGCUUGUCCGCCUGUCUCAGCAUCGCCAGCGCCCCGCUGAACCAAACCGGAGUUCCGGAACCCUUCUGGAUCACCGGCGCCAAGCAGUCCUGGAUAGGAGAUGGAGAGAAGAAGCUCUUUGCCACGAACUACGUCUCCGCCCAUGCAAGCAGAACAUCUUGUGACGAAGAGGGUGUCAAGCGUUGUGACCUACAUAUGGGGAAGACUCAGCCUGGAAAUUGGUCUUCUUUCAAGUGCAAGGGGGCCACUGACGGUAUGGUGAAUGUUAAAGGAGGCACACUGAAAAGACCUGAAGGCGUACCCAGCCAAGCGUACGCUGCUUGGAGUCUAGGCUUCAUCGGACCAGAGGACAAUGAGGUCAAUUGGUAUAAUGGCGUGAAGAACUAG